GAGAAGAGCUUGAAAGGGUUGGGUGGUGGACGGAUUGUUUGCUCAAGGUAACGACAGCAUGGAAGAAAGGCAAAGCGAUGUACCCUCAACAAGCAAAUUGUUGUUGGGCAACGACACUAUUUUUGGAACCCGGGGUCAGUGGUCUUCCGAGCGGUGAAGACGCUAUCCAGAUGACAUGCCCUUCGUGCAGCAAGGAACAUCCUAGUUUUGCUUUCGUAAAACUUCCUUGUCAACAUAGCGUUUGCAAUCUCUGCGCUUCUGUAUGCGAUCGCACUCAGCUGUGCUCAGUUUGUAUGAACGAUUUCGCUGUUUAUCCGUCUCCUAACAGGCCGCCAGUUUUCCAGCUAUUUCCCGAAACAUCGUCAAAUGUCUCGUCAAUAUCUGUCGAUGCAUCAUCUUCAAUAUGGAAACCACUCACCCCGCGUUCAAUGGCUAGAACAGAUUUUCGGCCUCCUGCUCUGGUGAGUAAGGGAUUUAUAGGUUUUGAGUUGAAAUAUUUGCAGAGGAUUUCAAAAUGCGCCUUGUUUGUCUUAAAUAACGGUACUUUUAAGUUUCGUGGGUCGCCAUCAUCUGUUCUUUCUUCACAACAUUUGUCGACUUCUUCUCCGUCUGAAAGUGGGAUAUACGGGGGAAAGCCAUUACUCUCAACAAUAUCGAAAGUUAAUUCGCCAAAUGCAGUGAAUAACAUCUUUGCUUUGACUUCAAAAGACGAAAUAAAUUGGAAUCCUGUUUCCGAAACAGAACUCUGUUCAUCUUUUAAUUUUGCACUUCCAAAGUGCACCAUGUGCAACGAGGUUCACAUGGUUGAAAAAUCAGUUUAUUUUACAGUGCGAAAUGCGUUCGCAAGCGUACGUUGUGUUCAGUGUGGGGACACCCUAUGCAACGAAUGUGUUGUCGCUCACAAUCGUGUUCGAAUGACUAGAGAUCAUGAUCUUGUUAGUCUAGAAUCUUUUUACUCUGGAAUGACUGUUCCACUGCAAUCAUCUUUAAAAAAUGAUGGUACUCGACGGGAGGAACGUGGGAAUGAAAACUGCGAAAGUCAUGAUUUGACUGUAAUUUGUACAUGCGUAAGUUGCGGUGGUGCGAAUUUAUGUAAAUUAUGCAUUUCUUCUCACGCUAAACAUCAGGUCGUGCCAUACGGAGAUUUACGUACGUCUUUCAACGGUCUGGUUUCCAGUACGAAGCAUGAUCAGAAAGAUAUGGAAGAUGCACUUGUCACGAUCCGUAGGAUGGCGGAUCGUGUUGAAGCGUCAGUCCAGGCUGUUGGGAGAGAGCUACGGUCAGUCGCACAUUUAUUGAUUAGCGCAAUCGAAGACAGGAAGCGGAUUCUGAUGCAAAGGGUUGAUACGAUUAGACAAAGCAAACUAAGUACAUUACAGCUACAAAGCGAGCAAAUAAAUUCACGUCUUACAGCUUUGAAUGAAGCUUUGCAGAAUGCCCAUACAGUAUCCCUCUCGGAAGAUGCUAGCGAAAGUCAGAUCCGAAAUGCUUUUGAAGCACUUUUAUCGGUGUUGCGAGAGCCGAGGCUAAUUUUAGUUCCAAAUGAAACUGAUCAAAUAAAAUUUGUUCAGCCAGAUGCAGCUUUGGUUAAUAAAAUACGUAAUAUGGGGGACUUGGACAGUGGGCCAUGUGCUCGAACAUCUCACAUUGUCGGUGAAGGAUACAAACGUGCAAUUCGAGAUAGGAUGUCUACUAUAAUAGUUCAGCUUAGGGAUGCAUGUGGUGAUGUUUGUACAUCGUCAUCAAACGUUGAUUUAACCGCCGUAUUUUUGAAUCCAAGUAUGCAAGAAAUUCAGACGCGUGUCAUCGACCGUGAGCCUGGAGUUUACGCAAUUAGUUAUUACCCAGUUGAUGAGGGCAACCACUUGUUGGACAUCCGUUUGCGUGGAGUCUCAAUAAGUGGAUGUCCUGCCGUGGUUCAUAUACGUAAAGGCCGCAACUAUGCUGCAAUCGCUCGUAACGGGCCUAUUCUGUCAUUUGGAGGUGAAGGUUCAGAGGAUGGCAAACUCUGUCGUCCUUGGGGUAUUUGUUGUGACUUAAAGGGGCGCAUAAUUGUCGCGGAUAGAAGCAAUAAUAGAAUCCAGAUAUUCGACAAAGACGGUACCUUUUUACUGAAAUUCGGAUCUGCUGGAUCCCGUCCUGGUCAGUUCGAUCGUCCGGCAGGAAUAGCCGUGAAUUCUCUAAAUGAAAUUGUGGUUGCUGAUAAGGACAACCAUCGAAUACAGGUUUUCAACGAGUCAGGAACGUUUCUGUUGAAAUUUGGUGAAAGGGGUAGAUCACCGGGGACUUUUAAUUAUCCAUGGGGUGUAGCUGUCAACGCCUAUAAUGAAAUUGCUGUUUCAGAUACCCGCAAUCGGAGAGUACAGAUUUUUUCGUCACAGGGUCAAUAUUUGCGCAAAUGCGGUUUUGAUUCUGCAGUUUACUACAAAAAUCUUGACUCUCCACGAGGAGUUUGUUACAUGCAUGACGGUCAACUUUUGAUAAGCGACUUCAACAACCAUCGUCUUGUAUUAAUUUCUCCAUUAUCUCCAAGUGAAUUCAAGUGUUAUGGGAGUGAAGGGCAAGCAGAGGGUUAUUUUUGUCGUCCACAAGGGAUUACUAUGGAUAAUGAAGGACAUAUUCUUGUUUGUGACACUCGUAACAAUCGGGUUCAGGUCUUAAGUGCUGAAAAUUUUCGAUGUAUUGCUUCAUUUGGAGGUUCACCAAGCUCGAAAUCGUCAUCACCGCAGCAGACUGGAUCUUCUAAAGGUGCGGUAGACUCUUAUUUUGGGAUACCUCCAAAUAAAAUGCCAUCAUCAUCAGUUGAAACAGCGAUUCCGAUGCUAGACCGUCCGACAGACCUUUGCGUUUCUCCAGAAGGUCUUAUUUACGUGGUAGAUUUCGGUAGCAAUUACAUACGCGUCUAUUAAGU
Messenger RNA from Enterobius vermicularis (human pinworm), 2911 nucleotides. The record is from the annotation of a GenBank genome assembly. Lineage: Eukaryota; Metazoa; Nematoda; Chromadorea; Rhabditida; Oxyuridae.